UCUCUCUGCGAGCUGUGAUUGGUGGAGCCGUCACUGUCGCUCGGCUCCCUAAAUUUGUCUACUCUCCUUUGAGCUCUCUCCCGGGGGUGUUCUGCGGGUGGUUCUGGCCGCCCGGUAGUUUUGUGGAAGUCACAUUGGUGCUGGCAGGUCUCAACAUGUGGCAAGUCCUGAAAUGGCGGAAAUACAAUGCAGUAUAUAACCAUUUUGUCCGCGGUCACCAUAAAGCUGUGCUAGCUAUAAGAAGGGAAGACAUCAAUGUCUGGGAGAGGAGAGCACCUCUUGCUCCAAAGCAUGUAAAGGAGCUUACAAACCUUGGCUACAAGGUCCUGGUGCAGCCAUCAAACAGAAGAGCUAUCCAUGAGAAGGACUAUAUCAAAGCUGGUGGAAUCCUUCAGGAAGACAUCUCAGAAGCAUCACUAAUUGUUGGUGUGAAGAGACCACCAGAGGAAAAACUAAUUCCGAAAAAGACUUAUGCUUUUUUUUCUCAUACUAUAAAAGCUCAAGAGGCAAAUAUGUCCUUGCUGGAUGAAAUUUUGAAACAAGAAAUUCGACUCAUUGAUUAUGAAAAAAUGGUGGAUCAUAGGGGAAUGCGAGUUGUGGCCUUUGGACAGUGGGCUGGUGUAGCAGGAAUGAUCAACAUGUUGCAUGGGUUGGGCCUGAGAUUUCUUGCUCUGGGACACCACACUCCUUUCAUGCACAUAGGUAUGGCUCAUAACUACCGAAACAGCAGCCAAGCUGUCCAGGCUGUGAGGGAUGCAGGGUAUGAAAUAGCUCUUGGCUUGAUGCCCAAAUCUAUUGGACCUUUGACCUUUGUGUUUAGUGGGACAGGCAAUGUUUCAAAGGGAGCUCAAGAAAUAUUUAAUGAACUGCCCUGCGAGUUUGUGGAACCUCAUGAGCUAAAGGAAGUUUCCAAGACCGGAGAUCUCAGGAAAGUGUAUGGAACUGUAUUAAGUCGUCAUCACCACCUUGUAAGAAAAACGGAUGGAGUCUAUGACCCCAUAGAAUAUGACAAGAAUCCAGAACUUUACACAUCAAGGUUUAAUACUGAUAUUGCACCGUACACAACUUGCUUGAUUAAUGGAAUAUAUUGGGAUCCACAUACUCCCCGUCUGCUCAGCAGACAGGAUGCUCAAAGGCUUUUAGCGCCUGUUAAGUCUACUGCAGUUGUAACAGAAGGAUGCCCAGAACUACCACACAAACUUUUAGCCAUUGGUGAUAUCUCUGCAGACACUGGGGGAUCCAUAGAAUUCAUGACUGAAUGUACAACAAUUGAUACACCAUUUUGCAUGUAUGAUGCUGACCAGCAUAUCAUCCAUGACAGUGUUGAAGGAAAUGGGAUUCUGAUGUGCUCCAUUGAUAAUUUGCCUGCCCAGCUUCCAAUUGAAGCUACUGAAUAUUUUGGAGACCUGUUGUUUCCAUACAUUGAGGAGAUUAUAAUGUCAGAUGCUACCAAACCAAUUGAUCAAGAAAAGUUUUCUCCUGUUGUUGGAACCGCAGUGAUCGCAAGCAACGGCUCAUUAACUCCUAAAUACAAGUACAUACAGAAGCUGAGGGAGAGCAGAGAGUAUGCCCAGCUUAUGACUGUAAGCUCAAAGAAGAGGAUUCUGGUGCUUGGAUCCGGCUAUGUUUCAGAACCUGUCAUAAGUUAUCUUACUAGAGAUCGGAAUGUUGAAGUUACUGCAGUGUCCAUGAUUAAAGAUCAAGUGGAUCAUUUAUCAAAGAAGUAUAACAACACAACCCCACUGGAGAUGGACGUCUUCAGGAGUGAAGAGAAACUGUCUUCUUUAAUCAAGAAACAUCAGCUUGUUAUCAGUUUACUGCCUUAUUCUGCGCAUCCAUUAGUGGCAAAGAAAUGCAUUAAAAAUAAGGUGAACCUGGUAACUGCCAGCUACUUGACACCCUCCAUGAGAGAACUCCAGCAAAGUGCGGAGGAUGCUGGUAUCACAAUUGCCGGUGAAAUGGGUUUGGAUCCAGGUCUUGACCAUAUGUUGGCUAUGGAAUGCUUUGAUAAAGCUAAAGAUGUUGGAGCAAAGGUGGAAUCCUACAUAUCUUUUUGUGGCGGUCUUCCAGCCCCUGAGUGUUCUGACAACCCACUGAGAUAUAAGUUCAGCUGGAGCCCUCUGGGUGUUCUCCUUAACACAAUACAACCUGCCACCUAUUUAAAGAAUGGAGAGAUUGUUAAUAUUGCAGCUGGGGGUGCACUUCUUGAGUCUGUCACAAACAUGGACUGGUUUCCUGGCUUAAAUUUAGAAGGCUUCUCCAACAGGGAUAGUACAAAAUAUGCUGAACCCUAUGGGAUUCACUCAGCGCAUACCUUAAUGAGAGGAACACUGAGAUAUAAGGGAUUUGCUAAAGCAAUGAGUGGGUUUGUGAAGUUGGGAUUAAUAAAUGCUGAUCCCUGUCCAUUGCUAGCUAAAGAUACACCAUUAAUAACAUGGAAGGAGCUCCUCUGCCAUCUGCUAAAGAUUCCAGUCACAAGCAGUGUGGACCAUGUUAAAGAAGCUGUGUAUAAUAAAGUAGGGAAGGAUGACAGAAACAUGGAGGUUGUCCAGUGGUUUGGAUUAAUUAGUGAUGAACCAGUGCCUGUAGCAGAUUCCAUUGUUGGAGCUCUAGCUAAACAUUUGGAGAUGAUGCUUUCUUUUGGUCCUGGAGAGCGUGAUAUGAUUGUCAUGAGAAACGAUGUGGAAAUCAGGCAUCCAUCUGGACAUCUGGAGUCCAAAAACAUUAGCUUGGUUGUUUAUGGAGAGGUCAAUGGCUACUCUGCUAUGGCAAAAACCGUGGGAUACCCGACAGCAAUUGCUGCCAAAAUGGUUUUGGAUGGUGAAAUUGAAAGCAAAGGCUUGGUGAUCCCAUUAACCAAGAAUAUCUAUGGACCAAUCUUAGAGCGAGUUACAGAAGAAGGCAUUUUCUACAACACAAAGAGUACAUUUUCACUUUAAUUGCUGCAAAAAAUGUGCACCGAUAUAGUACACUGGAUUACACUUCAUCAGUGUAUGUGUGGAUGGUAAACCUAAAGAAAGACAAUGUGAGAGUGGAAAUCUAUACCAAACGUUGUUAUAAUCCUGUGUACUGUUGCACUGUAAAAUUGGAACAAACAGAGUGAUUCACAAGUCUCCAUGCAUAGGUAAUAUGUUAGGCCUCAUUUAUUAAACCUUGCCUAGGGCAGUCAUAGUAGAGAAUUCAUUUUAAAAACAUAGAAAUUAAGCUGAACACUGGUUGCAAUAGGCAACAAGGCCAGCCUUAUGACUUAA
Molecule: messenger RNA, 3251 nt
Organism: Hyla sarda
Lineage: Eukaryota; Metazoa; Chordata; Amphibia; Anura; Hylidae
Gene: AASS
Product: aminoadipate-semialdehyde synthase
Exons: 24
Coding region: 156-2939 (927 amino acids)
Cellular component (GO): cytoplasm
Molecular function (GO): saccharopine dehydrogenase activity
Source: RefSeq, a predicted model, not a curated record